Messenger RNA from Phlebotomus papatasi, 1034 nucleotides. RefSeq lists its product as uncharacterized. The transcript is spliced from 2 exons. The record is from RefSeq and is a predicted model, not a curated record. Bases 38 to 1006 code for a protein of 322 amino acids. Lineage: Eukaryota; Metazoa; Arthropoda; Insecta; Diptera; Psychodidae.
AGUUGAAGUCUCUCAGGAGAAUGGUGCAAUAAACAAAAUGUUCAGUAUUAACUUCUGGAUUAUUUAUGUGGCAGUCUUUGCGAAAAGUAUCAAUUCAAUAUCGCCUAAAGAUGUCGAUUGGUGCAGUGUAGAAAGGAAAUACUGCAAAAAUCAGAAUCAUGUUGCAUGUUUCGAUCCGAAAACAGACGAUAAAUUUUGUCCAACAGUUAAAUUGAUUGACUUGGCCCAAGAAGAUAAGCAAAAAUUACUCAAUCGAAUGAAUGAAAAUCGAAAUCGACUAUCAGCAGGACUACUUCCAGGUAUCCCAUAUCAAGCGUCAAGAAUGAUGAAGGUAGAAUGGAGUGAAACUAUGGAAUAUUUAUCACAAAUUGAACUACAAAGAUGUAAAUCAUCUGAAUACUGCCGACAAGUAGAAGAUACCGGAGUAGAUGACAUUGUGCGGGGAUAUUACUCAAUUUAUACUGACUCAAUAAAUGAGACUGAGCUCUCAUUCAACGUAAUUGAUAAAUAUUUCAAUGGCAUCAUUGCAUCCGGAUUCAAAGUUUUGCAAGAUCGAAUAAAAGUAUUAGAAUUCAAGCUUGAAGUACAAUCUGGUCAUGUACAAUUGUAUGAACUCACUGACGAUGAUUACAACUAUGGAGUUCGAUUUGCUGAUCAAAAUUUGCAUCGCAUGGGUUGUGCAAUUUCUUCUAUGCUCACCUAUUCAAAUGAAACGGACAAAAGAACAGCCAAGUUUUGCUGUACCUUGCAGUACAAAUAUAAAGAUGAUCAUGCGAUUAAAAUAGGUCAACCAUGUUCAGAGUGCAAUUUGGAGGGGUUGAAUUGUAGUACUGAUUAUCCAAAUUUAUGUGAAAAACCCCAAGACAAAGAAAAUUCUAAAUAUUUGAUAAUAAUUCUCAUUUUUGCCAUUGGCUCAGUGUGUGCUUUAAUAGUUGUAUUUUUUUAUCAUUUUAUUUGUCGCAGCAAACAGAAUACUUAUCAACCGGAUGUAUUUUUCGAAAAAUAGUGAAUAAAUUGUGAAAUAACUUAUCAUA